Molecule: messenger RNA, 3925 nt
Organism: Xyrauchen texanus (razorback sucker)
Lineage: Eukaryota; Metazoa; Chordata; Actinopteri; Cypriniformes; Catostomidae
Product: GTP-binding protein 2-like
Exons: 12
Coding region: 190-1986 (598 amino acids)
Biological process (GO): translational elongation
Molecular function (GO): GTP binding; GTPase activity; translation elongation factor activity
Source: RefSeq, a predicted model, not a curated record
UCAGUUGUUUUCGUUUUGUGCGGGAGGGGGGUUGAGCCCUACCGGCUCGAGUUUACAAAUAAUGUUUCCGUCCCUCUCCGUGUGUUUAUAUCUGCUUUAACCAAAUGCAUGCAGCAGGGGGGAUGGCGUAGGACAAACGCAGUAGUUUAUCAGUCAGUCUGUUGGAUUAUUUCAGGGGUUUGAAUAGAAAUGGAUACGCGGGUGUCGGAGCUGUUCGGGACCGUUUCCACACAGAAGUCCAGCUCUCAGGGAGCGAGUAAUGGGGCUGGAGUGACUGCCAGCAGAAAAUCAACCGCGAAAAAUUGCAAAAAGUUUAAACACCGGUCAGCCCGGUACCCCAAAGCCAGCAAUAACCCGCCUUAUCUACCUCCAGAGGUUGAAGAGGGAAACAUUGAGUACAAGCUGAAGCUGGUUAACCCCACACAGUACCGCUUUGAGCACCUGGCCACACAGAUGAAGUGGAGGUUACAGGAGGGCCGAGGGGAGGCUGUGUAUCAGAUCGGUGUGGAGGACAACGGGCUGCUGGUGGGCCUGUCAGAGGACGAUAUGAGAGCUUCGCUCAAAACACUCCACAGGAUGGCUGAGAAGGUGGGUGCUGACAUCACAGUUCUCAGGGAGAGGGAGGUGGAUUAUGACUCUGACGAACUACACAGAAUAGCUGAAGUCCUCAUCAGGAAAGUGCCAGAUGAUCAGCAGUUCCUGGACCUGCGUGUAGCUGUGUUGGGCAACGUGGACUCAGGGAAGUCCACUCUGCUUGGUGUUCUUACUCAGGGAGAGCUGGACAAUGGCAGAGGACGGGCACGACUCAACCUCUUCAGACACCUGCAUGAAAUCCAGACAGGAAGAACCUCCAGCAUCAGCAUUGAGAUAUUGGGUUUUGAUAGCAAAGGAGAGGUGGUGAACUACAGUGAGUCCCGAACAGCAGAGGAGAUCUGUGAGAGUGCCUCAAAAAUGAUCACCUUCAUUGACCUGGCAGGCCACCACAAAUACCUGAAGACCACCAUCUUUGGCUUAACCAGCUACUGUCCAGACUUUGCCAUGCUUGUCGUCAGUGCAAACACUGGCAUCGCGGGUACAACACGGGAGCACUUGGGUCUGGCCAUGGCAUUGAAGGUGCCCAUCUAUAUUGUGGUGAGUAAGGUGGACCUGUGCACUAAGGGCACAGUGGAGCGCACUGUCCGACAGCUGGAGCGCAUCCUCAAACAGCCUGGCUGCAACAAAGUGCCCAUGCUAGUUUCCACUACAGAUGAUGCUGUCACUGCCGCCCAGAAGUUCGCCCAGUCACCCAGCAUCACUCCAAUCUUCACCCUGUCCAGCGUGUCAGGCGAGAGUCUGGAUUUGCUGAAGGUCUUCUUUAACAUUCUACCUCCUCUCAGCAACAGCAAGGAACAAGAGGAACUCAUGCAACAGCUCACUGAGUUUCAGAUUGAUGAGAUCUAUACAGUGCCAGAUGUUGGAACAGUAGUCGGUGGAAAUCUCUUCAGUGGGAUCUGCCGGGAGGGGGAGCAGCUGGUGGUUGGACCCACAGAUGAUGGGCAGUUUCGGGAGCUGAUGGUGUGCAGUAUCCAGAGGAACCGCUCAGGAUGCAGGGUGCUCAGAGCUGGCCAGGCAGCUACUUUGGCACUGGGAGAUUUUGACCGGUCACUCUUACGAAAGGGUAUGGUGAUGGUUAGCCCAGAGAUGAACCCCACUAUCUGCUGGAGCUUUGAGGCAGAGAUCGUUUUACUGUUCCAUGCUAAAACUUUCCAUAAGGGCUUCCAGGUCACUGUCCAUGUUGGCAACGUCAGACAGACAGCCACAGUUGAGGCUCUGCAAGGAAAGGAUGAGCUCCGCACUGGUGAGAAAGCUGUGGUACGAUUCAAGUUCAUCAAACACCCAGAGUACUUGAAGGUGGGAUCUAAGCUGCUCUUCAGAGAGGGAGUCACCAAAGGCAUCGGGCAGGUCACCAAACUCCAGCCUGCGUCUCAGUACCAGCACCAUCUUUGAUACAGAAGAACCCUGUACUCAUUCAACACCAUCCCUCCUUACCUGUCCAUGCUUUCUUCUUCUUUUCAUGUCAUAACACAGCUGUCACCAUAAUAGAGUUUUAUUCAUCCACUUGGAGAUUCAGGUGUCUUUUAAAUGGUCUUUAAACUCCAAAUUGGCCGUUUACAAUCAUUCAAAUGUUCUCCUUAUUUUAAACAUCAUUCUUUUAAUAUUAAGAUGGCACUGAACGUUUAUACAUGUGCAGCCUUUUUAAAGUCCUGAACCAUUUAUUAUUUAAUAACCAAAUGAUAGAGAGAUUGUGAAUUUAAAUAUGGCUGCCAAAGACUUUCGGGUUUUUUGUAUUUUUAUAGCUGAUGUCAAUGAAGAAUUUUUUCUUCCUACGGCAGCUACUGAUCUUACAAACUGUUCUCUACCAAAUGCCAGAAAUGAUCUGCACAUCUCUGAUAUUUUUUAUUUAUUUAUUGUUUUGUAAAAAGUGCUUUUUACUGAUGUGGCACUGUCAAGCUUGAAAGGGAUAGUUCACCCAAAAAUGAAAAUCUCUCAAUUUGCUUACCCUCAUGCCAUCCCAGAUUUUCGUGACUUUCAUUUGCAGAACACAAAGAAUAUCUCAGAACUGUAGGUCCAAGUGAAUGGUGACCAGAACUUUGAAGCUUCAAAAAGGACAUAAAAGUAGUAUACAUGCAACAGCAAUGGUUUAAUCCAUGUCUUCUGAAGAAAUUUGAUGAGGUGUGGUGGCAAUUUGAGUCCUUUUUACUAUAAAUCUCCACCUUUGACCAGUCCAACUAGUAGGUGGUGAUAUGCAUGAAGGCGGAGAAUUGCUAAAACAAAAGAAUGUGGAAGUGAAAUUGGAGAUUUAUAGUGAAAAGGUGUUUUCUUAUUGAUCUGUUUCUCAACCACACCUGUCAUGUCACUUCUCAAUAUAUGAAUUUAACCACUGGAGUCUUGUGGAUUACUUUUAUGCUGCUUUAUGUGCUUUUUAGAGCUUCAAAGUUCUGGCCACCAUUCACUUGCAUUGUUAGGACCUACACGGCUGACAUAUUGUUCUAAAAAAUUAAUUUGUGUUCUGCAGAAGAAAGUCAAACACAUCUGGGAUGGCAUGAGGGUGAGUAAAUGAUGAGAGGAUUUUCACUUUUGGGUGAACUGUCCCUUGUAGGUUGACGUAAAUGUACUGCCUUACCACCAAGUGUUCCUAUAUCCUGUCAUCAAUGCUGCUGCAAAUAUCAAAGAUGUAAGUUGUUAUUCCUUACAUGAUAAUAGCUUUUAAUGAACAAUAUGUUUCUCUGCCUGCACUCAAGUGCUUUAGCAGCUCAGUAAAGCUCGACUUAUUACAGAAUGCAUUCCAUAUACCCAGUAGUACAUUUGGAUGUUGGAACAGGACAAUUAGAUUGCACAAACGUUAAGUCAGAUGAUUCAGAAACACACAUCACUUUGACCUUUGGAUGAAUUGUGCAAAGGAGUCUUUCAUUUCUGCUAGUUUUUUCUCCAUUAGGUUACUGGUUUUACAUUGUUCUAGUCUGUUGCAGUGGCUUUGUAUAAUGGACAGUCACAGUUUGUUUUAUUGCACCUCAAUGUUUCCUGAAGUUUGGUGCUAAUGCUUUUGACAAGCAUGUUUUAAAACUUAGAUGAUGAAAGAGGGUUAAUUGAGUUGUUAGUUGGUUCUUGCCUAAGAUCUGUCCUGUAAUCAUUGCAUGCAUGUUUGGACACUGACUGUUUCACAUAUUUCACUGUUCUGUGUUUCCUGUGCAAUUUUAGAUUUUUGUAAAGAAUGUGUAACAGUAAAAGUCAUUGAACAUCUAAUGGAUAAUGUAGUAGUUACACCUCACUGUAGUUACAUAGUCACUUUGUAAUAAUUUCUCUUUUGUAUUGGCAUAUCAUUUUACUGUCAAUUUUCUGGCUUUUUUUCAAAAUAUUUAAAUAUUUUAGCCUUACUUUUUGGUGA